This is a messenger RNA of Benincasa hispida (wax gourd), 960 nucleotides long. Its product is annotated as peroxidase RIP1-like. Lineage: Eukaryota; Viridiplantae; Streptophyta; Magnoliopsida; Cucurbitales; Cucurbitaceae. Gene Ontology annotation, biological process: response to oxidative stress; hydrogen peroxide catabolic process. Gene Ontology annotation, molecular function: peroxidase activity; heme binding. The record is from RefSeq and is a predicted model, not a curated record.
AUGGCAUCCCUUCGCUCUCUUUUGCUACGCUUUAUUGUUUUAUCAGCUGCCCUAAGCCAUAGCCAUGCACAGCUGACUCCAAACUUUUACAACAAAGUGUGCCCUAAGGCCUUGUCCACCAUCAAAUCCGUCGUCAUUAAUGCCAUCAGACGCGAGCGUCGAAUGGGAGCUUCACUCUUACGUCUCCAUUUUCACGACUGCUUUGUCAACGGUUGUGAUGGGUCUGUGCUAUUGGAUGAUACGGCUACUUUUACUGGAGAAAAGACUGCCUUUGCUAAUAUUAACUCGAUUAGAGGAUUUGAAGUCGUCGAUGAGAUUAAGACACGACUCGAUAAAGCUUGCAAAGGCAACGUCGUGUCUUGUGCCGACAUUUUAGCUGUUGCUGCUCGUGACUCCGUUGCAAUCCUCGGAGGGCCAAACUACAAAGUUCUAUUAGGAAGAAGAGACGCAAGAACAGCGAGUGCAGACGUUGCCAACCGAAAUCUCCCUCCACCAUUUUUCAGCUUCUCACAACUUCUAUCCAACUUCCAAUCUCAUGGCCUCGACAUCAAAGACCUUGUUGUCUUGUCGGCCGGCCACACUCUCGGGAACGCGCGGUGUACCACUUUCAGGACUAGGAUAUACAACGACACUAACAUCGACCCACAAUUCGCAGCGGCGUUGCAGGGAAUCUGCCCACAGAGUGGUGGCGAUGAGAAUUUGAAGGGCCUUGACAAGUCUCCAAAUUUAUUUGACACUGCCUACUUCAAGGCUUUGUUGACAAACAAAGGCCUUCUACAUUCCGACCAGGAACUGUUCGGCGGCGGCAACGACGACAGUGAUGGUUUGGUGAAGUAUUAUAGCAGAUAUCCAAACGCCUUUAGAAAUGAUUUUGGUUCUUCCAUGAUCAAAAUGGGGAAUAUGAACCCACUUACAGGAAGUGAUGGAGAAAUCAGAGCCAAUUGUAGGUUUGUCAAUUGA